AUGGGUCCAGGGAACGAAUAUCCUUUGGAAACUCAACAGGAGGAAAACGUUAGCUCACCGCCAACCCCAUUUUUCAGCGGUAAAGACACAGCUGUUCUUGAGUUCGCCAACGACCUUGCAAGAGGCGAGAAAGGUAUCUCCGUAAGGAAGAAUGAGAGGCUAUUCUCGUGCCCUGUGUGUGGGAAAGGGUUUAAUCAGAAAUCCAACCUUACCAGGCACCAUAAAAUCCACACCACGAAAGGGCCUUAUAAAUGCGGCGAGUGCGGAGAAAGCUUCCGGAUGAACCGGAAGCUUCUCAGGCACCAGAGGACACAUGUGAGCGAGCCUUUCAAGUGCACAGAGUGUGGGAGAAGCUUCAAACAGAGGUCCAACCUUGUUAGACAUCAGAGGAUUCACACUCAGGAGGCCCCUUACCAGUGUCCGGAAUGCGAAAAAACCUUCAACCAAAGGGGGAACCUUUUCCGAGACCGCACAAUCCACGUCCGGAUGGGGCCGUGCAGUUGUACCAAAUGUGGGAAGCCGUUUUCCCAGAGGAGGAACUUCAUCCAACACCAGAAACUCCACGUGAGCGACGGGGCCCACAAGUGCUGCGAGUGCGGGAAGCGGUUCCGGUUGAGAAAAUACCUCCGGCGACAUCAGAAGAUCCACAGCCAGGAAGCACCAUAUAGCCGUAAAUGGCGCAGGGAUGGUUUUGGUCUUGGGAGAAGCGCUGGAGGUCUCCACGUACUUAACAAAGAGCAGAGGGCAGACAGCAGGGAAGCUUGA
Messenger RNA from Podarcis lilfordi (Lilford's wall lizard), 765 nucleotides. The record is from the annotation of a GenBank genome assembly. Lineage: Eukaryota; Metazoa; Chordata; Lepidosauria; Squamata; Lacertidae.